AUGGGAUACUUGAAAAAGGAUGAUUUGAAAAAUGGCUCGGGAGAUGCAAUUGAGCAAGCUCCGAGCGUCGAUACUGAGAAACAAUACCCGGUUCAUCAAGACAGUGAGGAUGACCAAGACACUGCACUACCUACGAUGCCCCCUUCAUCAGCCAUCAGCAUAGAUCCAACUGUUGAGCGUCGACUGGUGAGAAAACUGGACUUGAGAGUCCCGACUCUUUUGGGGUUUUUGUACCUACUUUCGCUUCUGGAUCGGAGCAAUAUCGGCAACGCGAAAAUCGCAGGAAUGGAAGAAGAUCUGAGUCUAAGCGGGGACCGCUACUCGUGGCUACUGACGAUCUUCUACAUUUCAUACACACUCUUCGAGUUUAUGGCGAUGAUGUGGAAGAUCGUUCCACCCCAUCGGUGGGCGGCGAUCACUGUGAUGAGCUGGGGCAUUGUCGCAACUUGUCAGGCGGCAGCACAGAACUGGCAGGGUAUGAUGGCCCUUCGAUUUCUGCUCGGGAUGUCGGAAGCCGCAUUUGGCCCUGGGACGCCCUAUCUACUGUCUUUCUUUUAUCGUCGCCAUGAAUUGGGGCUUCGUUGCGGCCUGUUCGUCUCUGCCGCGCCGUUGGCCAAUACGUUUGCCGGGGCACUUGCGUACGGCAUCACCUCCGGUGAUUCCAAAUUGGCCAAUUGGCGUUUGUUGUUCCUUGUAGAAGGAGCACCGUCAAUCCUCGCAGCCUUUCUCGCGUGGCACUUCUUGCCCGACCAUCCAUCUACUGCCAGAUUCUUGACCGAAGAAGAAAAGGAAGUUGCACGCGCCAGGGGGCUCCGGAGGAGCGGUGAAGGAGAGCGUGUAACAGGCAUUGACUGGAAGGACGUUGUCCAUACCCUUCUGGAUCUGAAGGCCUGGCUCACUGCGUUAAUGUACUUCAGCUGCAACGUGAGCUUUUCGUCGCUCCCCGUAUUCCUUCCCACCAUUCUCCAUAAGAUGGGUUUCACUUCAAUCAAUGCUCAAGGUCUCACAGCGCCACCGUACUUUGCUUCAUUUCUAGUCACCAUUGCGACUACCUGGAUCGCUGAUCGACUGCAACAGCGAGGGUUGAUGAUUGCUCUCCUCUCGCUCAUUGGCGCUGUUGGAUAUGUGCUGCUGGCCACUUGCACAUCGGUUGGGGUGCGUUACCUCGGCGUAUUCCUUGCAGCUGUCGGUGUCUUUCCCUCAAUAGCGAAUAUUCUUCCUUGGGUGUUGAAUAAUCAAGGAUCGGAUACCCGACGAGGCAUGGGUAUUGUAAUCCUCAACCUCAUCGGGCAGUGUGGUCCAUUCCUGGGUACCAAUGUCUUUCCGGAGAAGGAUGCGCCUCGAUACAUUCGAGGACAGUUCAUCUGCGCGGCGUUCAUGUUCUUCACGACCAUUCUUGCCCUUGCUCUCCGGUGCCUGUUAGUCUGGGAGAACAAACGGCUUGACCAGAAAUACGGGAGUGAUGCAAAGAGAGCGCAGGAGGAGAAUACUGUCGGGGAGGAGAACUACGGAUGCGGAUUCAGAUAUGUGUUAUAA
Molecule: messenger RNA, 1536 nt
Organism: Aspergillus clavatus NRRL 1
Lineage: Eukaryota; Fungi; Ascomycota; Eurotiomycetes; Eurotiales; Aspergillaceae
Product: putative MFS transporter
Exons: 5
Coding region: 1-1536 (511 amino acids)
Biological process (GO): transmembrane transport
Cellular component (GO): membrane
Molecular function (GO): transmembrane transporter activity
Source: RefSeq, a predicted model, not a curated record